Messenger RNA from Ectocarpus sp. CCAP 1310/34, 1517 nucleotides. Lineage: Eukaryota; Phaeophyceae; Ectocarpales; Ectocarpaceae. The record is from the annotation of a GenBank genome assembly.
AAGCGCACAAGCAACAAGUCAACGUGGAGUCCACGCAAAAACACGGCGCGUUGGUCCAGGUUGCGUUGUGAAAGGUCAUCCUAGCUUGACCCUUGGUGUGUGUACAAGCCGCCAUGCGGGUGCUGGGUGUCGUUCUGUUUGGCUCUGCAACGCAGGCCUUUUUGACAGUCCCGCCGCACACAAGUCCGCCGUCAACUGCAUGUGCCAGCAACCCCCAACUACAUGUACCAUUUGCUCGACACCUUCAAUUACUAUGGCCAAGAGCUUCCAGCACUGUUGUGCGAAUGCUCGGAGGGGAAGAAGGAAGUGAAGAGGAGAAAGGUUACACAGACGUUACGGUUCGAGAGGCGGUGGAGUGGACCAUGAGCAAGGACUCAGAGUUCAGCUACAUCGACAUCCGAUCGGCAGAAGAGCAUGAAAAGCUGGCAACAGUAAGGGGGGCGUUGUGCAUCCCAGCGUUCGAAUUAGUCAUGCCCGAGGCAGAGGAGAAAGGAGAGGGGCUUGACGACCAAGACAGCGAUGACACCGGGUAUGCUCCAGAUUAUAACUUCGAGGAACUGGACUACACGGUCAAGCCAGACUUCGUGGACACGAUGAAAGCUCGAUUCGACCUGGACGCGAAGCUCUUGAUAGGGUGCAAGACCUACAGAUCGGCAAAGGCUUGCGAGCUUCUGGUCGCAGCAGGAUUCACCGAGAUCUACAACGUAGAGAGCCAGAUUUUCAUGAGAACGCGAGCACCUGAAGUGUGGUCAUAGGGUGUAGAGCGACGAAAUCAGAGGAGAUUCAUGGGGUACUGUACGGACAUCGAAGCCAGAAUUAGAACCACGUGGGUCGAGCUUUCGUGGGUUGAUGGUAGAAGAGUAGAAUCAGGUUUCGUUCGUUUGUGUGUGCUUCGACAAUGGAAGCUUCGUAGGGAACUGCUGUAGUUGGUGAGAACAUCGAAUGAAGCCACAACCAGAACCACAAGUAGGUGGUAGAGUGAAACCAGGGUUUUCGUGCGUUGCGAAAAUCCAAGCUACCUGGAACAACCAUGUCUCAGACACGCGAGCGAGAAUAAAGCGUCUUCGGUGGAGCUGUCAGCCGUUUCAGGCAUACGCGACGUGGGUAUUUGGUUUCAUCUGCUGUGGUUUCGUCUUUUCCGUAACCCACACACGCUCAUGUCUUCCCGGAAAAGAAAUCGGCUCUCUCGCCCUUACUGGACGAGUGCCGGCAUAUGCGCUGGGUAACGCGUAUAGUUGCGACAAGGUAAAUAGAAAUUUCGCGUUCAAGCUUUACAGGUGUUCUUGGUGGCCCGUGCAAGGCAUGCUCAGCAGUAAUAGUUGCAGACCCGACGGUGAAUAUUCGUGCGUUGGAUCUAGUGGUCACGUACGUGUUUUUCCACCCCGAUAGAGCAGUAUAUGUUGGGCACACUGAUGCACCGUUUGUCACGCGGAAAUGCCAGAACAAUGUUUCGAUCGUGCAACUAACAAUCUCCGUCAUGCCAAGUUCAGGUACAUUGGUCGCCCCGGUGGUCUAGU